AUGCCGCAUCGCCAUGACCCCUGUUGCCAGGCGGUGGUGCUGGCCGGGGCCUCCGGCUCCCGCCUGCACCCCCUGAACUCCGGGGGCACGCCCAAGGUGCUGCUCCCCGUGGCCAACCGCCCCCUCCUCUCCUUCCCCCUGCGCACCCUGGAGGAGGCCGGGGUGGCGGAGGUGCUGGUGCUGUGCGAGGGCGACGCCGCGGCCUCCGCGGUCCAACACUGGCUGGCCGGCUACUCGGGCGCCCUGGCCGUGGAGGCGGUGCGCGUGACAGAGGGCAGCAGCCCCGUGGAGGCGCUGCGCGGCGUGCGCGACCGCCUGCGUGCGCCGCACGUCGUGCUGCUGUCAGGGGACGUGGUGACGGAGGUGCCGCUGCAGGCGCAGCUGCUCACGCACCGAUUGCGCGGCGCGGCGGUGACGCCGCUGCUGGCGCGCCGCCGCGAGUCCGCCGCGGCGGAGACCAAGCCCGGCCAGGCGCCCAAGAACGUGGACUACGUGGGCUUGACCGCCGACGACGGCCUGGCCUUCUACCUGCACUCCCCGGACCGCGCGCGGCAGCUGCGCAUCCCGCAGCGCGUGGUUGACCGCGUGCCGUCGCUGACGCUGCGCACCGACCUCACCGACAUGCACGUCUACGUGUUCCAGACCGAGGCGCUGCGCGCCGUGCUCGCCGCCCGCCAGGACCUGCACAGCCUGGAGGAGGGCAUCGCCUGGCGCUGCGCCGCCUUCCUGGCGCCGGAGGGGGCCUACUGCUGCCGCGCCAACUCGCUGCAGGCCUACGCAGAGGUGAACCGCGACGUGCUGGCGGGGGCGCCCGCCGCCAGCCUGCUGCGCGAGGCGCCCAACGCCAAGUACGAGAACUUUGUCCAUUCCUCAGUCCAGAUGGGGUCCAAGGCGGCAGUCGGGGCGGGGUGCAUGAUCGGCGAGGACGUGGUGCUGGGCGACAAGUCUACGGUCAAGCGCUCAGUCAUCGGUCCCAACUGCAGGAUCGGCGCAGGCGCCAAGAUCAUAAACAGCGUGCUCAUGGCAGACGUGACGGUGGAGGAUGGGGCGCACGUGCACGGCUCCAUCCUGUGCAACAGGGCGGGGGUGGGUGCCGGGGCCAGCCUGAGGGACUGCCAGGUCAGCCCAGAGUUCAGGGUGGGCGAGGGCGCCGACCUGCGCGGGGAGGUGCUGGCCUCCAGCAGAUGA
This is a messenger RNA of Auxenochlorella protothecoides, 1188 nucleotides long. RefSeq names its product putative translation initiation factor eIF-2B subunit gamma. The record is from RefSeq and is a predicted model, not a curated record. Gene Ontology annotation, cellular component: guanyl-nucleotide exchange factor complex; eukaryotic translation initiation factor 2B complex. Bases 1 to 1188 code for a protein of 395 amino acids. The transcript has 4 exons. Lineage: Eukaryota; Viridiplantae; Chlorophyta; Trebouxiophyceae; Chlorellales; Chlorellaceae. Gene Ontology annotation, biological process: cytoplasmic translational initiation; biosynthetic process. Gene Ontology annotation, molecular function: guanyl-nucleotide exchange factor activity; translation initiation factor activity.